Messenger RNA from Lytechinus variegatus (green sea urchin), 1903 nucleotides. RefSeq lists its product as uncharacterized. The coding region runs from base 330 to 740 and encodes 136 amino acids. The transcript is spliced from 4 exons. NCBI's taxonomy places the organism in Eukaryota, Metazoa, Echinodermata, Echinoidea, Temnopleuroida, Toxopneustidae. The record is from RefSeq and is a predicted model, not a curated record.
UUGCACAGUCAAGGUUUAGUACACCCCGUUAUUGUACAGCGUAGAAAGAGAAAUCAACCAUUUUGUUACUCCAUUCUUUCUCCAAAACGAUCUCCAAAUGAUGAUUACAUUCAGAAUUCCGCAGCUUUGACUUGUCAUUUAGAUUGAGCAUUCAAGCGUGCGUUAUGCAUACAUAAAUUGCACCCGACCAUAUUUUCACGAGCUGGAGUUUAUGCAUCUACUUCACGCUGAGCGCGGUAGAGUGAUCAUUCAUGGGCUACAUUUGAACUUUGUAAGAUAGCUACUUCAACAGGCCGAAACAUAUUUAUAUAUACACAAACGACUUCAACAUGGAAUGUUCCUGGUUGAAAUGGAUACUGAUCUUUGAGCUCAUGCUGGCAUUCACAUCGAAAUCAGCGAUAGCAGCUGAAGAUUCCUAUUCUGGUGUUUUCGAAUGUUACGCAUGCUCUUCGAUGGAUACGGUUGAGUGCGGCGCUGAGUUCAACGGCAACGCAGAGGGCGUUUUUAAAAUAGAAUGCAGAGGACUUUGCUACAAAACAACCUACGGCUACUUGGGCGAGAGAGUUAUAGACCGCGGAUGUGAGCCCUCUACCGACUGUCCUUCGUCAUGCUUCAAUAAAGACUGUCGAUUCUGUUGCCAGGAUUCACUCUGCAACAAAGCUAGAAUUGUGACGUCAUUUCCGAUUCUCACGGUCGUAUUGGUCGGCUUAGCAACGCUAACGAAUAUUUUGAGAGACUGAUAUUGGAAGAGGACGCUCACUUGCGGCCUACUUUGAACUCCCUCACACCUCAACCAUUGAAAUCCAGAACACAUACAUUUUCAAGCGAAACGUACUUCAAAUCCACACAAGGCAAAGCAAAGACUAAACAAGCAUCUUUUCUCCCCGCGCCAUCAAUCUGCCCUGCGCACUUCCUGCCCGGUGGGCUCCCUCUGGCUGUGGGGCGCUGGGCAGUAUAUAUACACGUACACCCAAAGAAGAUAGUCCUCCCCUCUCUGGACUGGGCAUGCGCACCGAGGAGAUGUGAUAUGAGACUUUCCAGCGUACUUUGUAUACGGCCCUCUAUCAGUCUAGUCACUUUUGAAGGCUAAAGGCAACCGCACACCUUACGACUGUUCGCGAUCCGAUUUUGGAACAAAUCUAGUCUAGAAAAGUUUAGAAAAGAAAAGAUAUUUUACUAAUCAGUUACAACUUUACAAGCGUGAUAUGCAAAAUACAUGGAAAAUUUUAAAACAAGCAAUGAAUAUAUCAAAUAAUAAAUCCAAUAUUACAAAAAUUAGAUCUGGCGAUGUCAUUUUUGAAGAUUCUCGCCAAAUUUGUAAUAUCCUGAAUAAUCACUUUUCUUCAAUUGGGGAAAAUCUUGCAAGUAAUAUUCCUCCCGCAGCAAAACACUUUUCUGAUUUUUUAGGCCCUCCAAAUUCUAGUUCAAUGUUUCUCGCUCCAACUUAUAAUCAGGAGAUAAUUAAUAUUGUUUCUGAUUUCAGUUCUAAAAAAAGUACAGGACAUGAUGACAUCAAUAAUUUUCUUCUUCAGGGGGUAAUAUCGUCAAUUGCGGAUCCCCUAACUCAUAUAUUCAAUCUGUCACUUCUUAACGGCAUUGUUCCCGAGAGCAUGAAAAUAGCAAAAGUCAUUCCUUUGUUUAAAAAGGGUGACAAAUUAGAUGUUAAUAAUUACCGCCCAAUUUCUUUGUUAUCUACAUUGUCGAAAAUACUAGAAAAGAUUAUUUAUAAAAGAACUAUUAAUUUUCUCAAAUCAAAUAAUAUACUUUCAAAUUCCCAAUUUGGAUUUAGGGAAAAGCAUAGCACUACACAUGCAUUAUUGAGUUUCAUUGAAAAAGCGGCACAUUCAAUCGAUAAAUCUUCUCAUUUAAUUGGUUUGUUCCUGGACUUCUCCAAGGCCUUCGA